Messenger RNA from Papaver somniferum (opium poppy), 767 nucleotides. Its product is annotated as 17.9 kDa class II heat shock protein-like. The record is from RefSeq and is a predicted model, not a curated record. Gene Ontology annotation, biological process: protein folding; response to salt stress; response to heat. Lineage: Eukaryota; Viridiplantae; Streptophyta; Magnoliopsida; Ranunculales; Papaveraceae. The transcript has a single exon. The coding region runs from base 143 to 619 and encodes 158 amino acids.
AAUUCUAUAUAAACACCCCUUGCAUAGAUUUGCAAUCAAUCAAGUUUCACGAUUUAAAAUUUCAGCAUCACUACAAAGUCAUUCAGACAGUCCUCGAUUCGUAAAAUUGUUACCAGAAGAAAACAGCACAGCAACAACAACAAUGGCUUUCAGAAUUAUUGGUUUCAAUGAUCCAAUUUUCUCAGGUCUUCAAGACAUGCUUGGCGUAUCAGAUCAUGAAGCUGAAAAAUCAUCGAACACACCAUCGACAAAAUACGUCAGAGAUGCAAAAGCAAUGGCAGCAACACCAGCUGAUAUCAAGGAGUACCCAGACUCAUAUGUGUUUGUAGUUGAUAUGCCAGGGCUGAAAUCAGAGGAAAUCAAAGUUCAAGUUGAAGAUAAUAAUGUUCUUGUUGUGACCGGAAUGCGGCAAAGGAAAGACGAAAAGGAGAAAGAGGUCAAAUAUGUAAGGAUGGAACGAAGAAUUGGCAAAUUUAUGAGGAAAUUUAUACUUCCUGAGAAUGCAAAUCUUGAUGCAAUUUCAGCUGUUCGUGUUGAUGGUGUUCUUACUAUCACUGUUCAGAAAUUGCCUCCACCUGAACCGAAGAAGCUUAGGACUAUUCAGGUUCAAGUUGCCUAAGAAAAUGGUAUGUAGUGCAGGAGAUAUGAUCUAAAUGAACGUGUCUCUCUUUUGAUGUUGUAUGUUUGAAAUGACUCUCUCUUUGUGCGUCUUCGUGGUGUGUACUUCUGUUAAAACUAAAUAAAAUUUAAUUUUAUCUUCAGCGAAA